This is a messenger RNA of Siniperca chuatsi (mandarin fish), 3862 nucleotides long. It is a transcript of the gene agpat2, whose product is annotated as 1-acylglycerol-3-phosphate O-acyltransferase 2 (lysophosphatidic acid acyltransferase, beta). Gene Ontology annotation, biological process: phosphatidic acid biosynthetic process. The coding region runs from base 245 to 1057 and encodes 270 amino acids. Gene Ontology annotation, molecular function: 1-acylglycerol-3-phosphate O-acyltransferase activity. Gene Ontology annotation, cellular component: endoplasmic reticulum; membrane. The record is from RefSeq and is a predicted model, not a curated record. The transcript has 6 exons. NCBI's taxonomy places the organism in Eukaryota, Metazoa, Chordata, Actinopteri, Centrarchiformes, Sinipercidae.
AAAUAAAAAAAACACAACCGAUGACGACUUGACUCCACCUCAUGGUGCCAUUUAGCAACAGAUGAGCAACGUUACAUUUUGGGCAGCCAGAGACAAGCAUUGCCAUCGCCGGGAGGAAUACUUCUGACUGUGUAAUGUUUGUCAGGGUCGCGCCCCUUGCACCGUAGCUGGGCAGUGUUUUAGCGGCUUCCUCAUCAAAACCGCGCGUGUUAUAGCUGACAGUGACUUUCUGUGGUGGAUCGCUAUGGAUGUGCUGUGGAUGAUACCGCUGCUGCUGAUACCAGUCCUGAUGUGGACCAGCAGCACGUUUGUUUUUUAUUUCAAAAAGUGCUUUUACGUCGCCUGGAUGAUGUGUUUGGCCCUGAUUACGAUUCCUCUGUGUAUAUUGAAAAGCGGAGGCAGAGACGUUGAAAACAUGAGGAUUAUCCGCUUCAUGGUUCGUCAUGUGAAGUAUUUCCUGGGUCUUCGAUUUGAAGUGAGCGGUUGGGAGCAUCUGCAGACACAGGGACCCUAUGUCAUCAUCUCCAACCACCAGAGCUCCCUGGAUGUUUUGGGCCUGAUGGAGAUCUUACCAGACCGCUGCACCAUGAUUGCCAAGAAGGAGUUGAUCUACGCUGGCACAGUAGGUCUCAUUUGCUGGCUGGGCGGCAUCGUCUUUAUCAACCGCAAGAAGACAAGUGAUGCCAAGAGUGUCAUGACUGACGCUGCCAAAACCAUGUUGGACGACCAGAUUCGUCUGUGGGUGUUCCCAGAGGGAACGCGAAACCAGAGAGGCGACCUGCUGCCCUUCAAAAAAGGGGCUUUCCACCUGGCAGUGCAGGCACAAGUACCCAUCAUACCCAUCGUUUUCUCCUCCUACAGCAAUUUCUACCUACGGAAAGAAAAACAGUUCAAAUCAGGGACCAUCAGAUUGAAGAUCCUUCCAAAGAUUGAGACAAAGGGGAUGACGUCAGAGGACAUAUCAUCCCUCUCUGAGAAAUCCUUCAACCUGAUGCGCUCUGCCUUCCUGAACAUCUCUGACUCCGUAACCCAGAGCAACGGGCCGUUGAGGCACUGAACAUUUACCAUACUCCCACCUCUUUAUCUCCGAUGUCCCUGUCUGAGACCCAUUCCUCCCCCUGCCCUCCCCACUCUCCCCAGGUUGUCCCAUUACCUGGCCAGGAAACAACAUGACACAGGUCUCUUGUCAUGAAAUCUCUUCUUGUCUAGUUGACGCCUGGUCCAGUCCGCCUCUGGCCUGACCAUACAGCACAGUCAGUCCCGACCCUCACUGUGUCUGCAGCAGCACCAGCAGCAGCGCUGCUCUGCACGCCGUGAGCGGAGUGACGGACGGCAAGCCGAACAGUAUGGAUGUGUGUUGUUCUUCAUGCAUGCCUUUAGGAUGGCUCUGUCCACCUUCAUCGUUGCUUUGUUCUUUGGCUUUGGAAGCCUGGCUUUGUUAUUGUCUUACUUUAUCACCAUUUUGUACCUUUUUGUUUGGGGGGGGGCUUUUCCUCCCCUUUUUUCUCCGUCUGCCUUCUGUUCCUUGGUAUUUUCUCUUUGCUGUUUUCAGUGGAUAUUCAUGUGUUCCUCUCAUGCUGCUUUUGUUUUAAUUAUCUUUGGACGCUUAUGCACACACAUAUUCAAAGUACCCCAUCUCCUUCCUUUCUUUCCUUUUAGAGUGUUCUCCCCCUUUCUGCAUUCCAGGCUCUUGCCUAAAGACAAAAGGAGCGGGGUCUCCACGAGAGGUGGAGUGUGUGGAGGUGAGAGGUCGACACUGGGUGACCGUGGACUUCUUUAGUUCUGACGCUAUGAAUUCAACUCUAUCCAUAUUGGCUCUUCAACUCAAUGACCAAUAGCUCCAUGAUGUCAGAAAGCAAGGAAUUCAAGGUUACAAGAUACAGUGUAAAACAAUAGCACCCGUCUGUACUGAUUAAUGGACUUAAGUGGACUGAUCAGUUUUCAAUGUUGUGCAUUGUUGGUGCAUUCUUUCAGUUUGUCUCCAAAAGAUUAGAAAUAACCUGUGUGCAGCAUUGAGCAGCAAGUGUCUUCUCGCUGUAUUCUGUAUUUUUGUUUUCUAUUUAUUUUUACAUCGGUUCAUCUUGUUUUUAUGUGUUUUUUUGUUUGUUUUUUUUGUUUGUUUUUUAGAAGUGAUCACACGUUUUUGCCCCUCGGACGGAACUCACAAGUGAACCUAUUUUAAGAUGUGUCAAAAAGGGGAUUUCAUAUUGUGCAAUGUCAAACUGUGUUAGUUCCAAAGUGCAAGCUACCUGCUGUGCCAUGACAAAAGUCAUUAUUAUUUUACUGGCCCGCUAAAUCAGUCAUCCACUGACUGAUUUAAUUUUACCAAUGAUAUAAUUUCCCUUUACCAAUGAUAUAAGGUAGUUCUUGCUGUAGGAAAGAGGGUUAAACUUAUAUCAAGCAUUUUUUGAGUUGAUCUGAUUUUAUUUGUUCUGAUUAACUUGAAGAUUCUCUAAUUACUGACAAACCUGGCAUACUCAAGUCUACAUCUCAGAAGGGUUUAAGGGUUGUCCCUGUUUUUUAAUCACUAUGAAAGUGAAUAACAUUGUUUUUGUUGUGAUGUCCUGAUUCAGUUAUUACUUAACCUCACAGGAGAAUAUUAGAUUAUUUAAAAAGUUGUGGAAAUUUUGGCCUUAAGUUUGAUUGGUGGUUGUUGUUGCACAUUGGCUUGUUUGGCUAGUUUGCUUAUGAUCAAUUUAUGUUUUGUAAUAUGUGCUGACAAUGACUUAUAACCAUAUAGAACUGACUGAACUGUUUUAGUUUACAUCCAGGUCUUACAUUUCACAUUGCUCACUGCCUUUACACUGUUUGCAAAGACACAUAUUUCGCCGCUUUCGCUCAUCAAACGCCAUCUGAGAAUGUAUUUCAGCAGGAUAUUUGUGUACUACUAAUUGCAUCUUAUUGUUUUAUUUUUAGUUACUGUAUUAAAGUGGGAUGUUGUCUGGCAUACACUUAGCAUCAAAUCUAGGAAAUGUAUUUAUUUCACCAUUAAAUGUUAAAUUUAGACUGACUUAUUGAGCACACAAACCUGAAGAGAUCAUCUUGUGAAUGGAUUUAUCAAUACUUUGGUACUGAGUCUGUACACUGCUGGCUGAGUGCAGCAGUAGUUUUAGUGAUACCUGCUGGGCUCUCGGCUUUAAGUACAUGUGUGAUGGUCAAGGUUUCAUUGUUCAUGUUUAAUGCCAGUAUGGAAUUAUAUGCCCCUACUACAGUCAUACUAAUUGAUCAAAUUCUGUUUUUUAGUUUGAAUAUUGACUGUUUUCUUAUCUGUAAGAGCCGAUUUUACCUUUUGCAGCAAGUGGUUUGAAUGUUAUGAAGUACUCUACCAAAUUUAUUUCUUCCAAAAUAUGAACUAUACCAUAAAAACUUUGCUAAUGGAGUGUUUAGUCCAUUUAUUUCCUGUUCAGUUCUCAGUUAUUUUGUAUACAAAAGUGUGAAUUGUAAGCUUCGUAUCAUGAGCUUGACCUGGUGGCUAAUAGGCUCUGCAAAAACCCUGCUGGUUGGUUUUGGGCAGUUGUUUACGAACUGUAAGAUGUUGGAAAAGAUUCAAAGUAUUCUGAACCUUAAUAAAGCACUUUUCAUGCUGAGUUUGGGUGGAAAAAUGAAGGACUUAAAGUUUUCUCUGAUUUUCACCAAAGCUAUUAAAGUGUAAUUGGUGGUAGCUUUAGAUGAACAGAGCUGACAUCCUGCAGAGCCUUGUAUGUGUGUGGUCCCUUAUUGUAUUUGUGUGUAAAUAUGCACACAUGGUAUAGACGCCCAUUAUGGCAUCUGGUUAAUAUUGAUGAUGUAGUGUUCUUGAUUUCUCCUAUUCUGGGUAAACGUGAAUGCCUUGCAAAAGAAUAAAAAUUUUUUUUUUUUCUUA